CUGACAUGGCGGAUGGCGGACAUUACAUGGGAGACCAAUUUUAUCGAAGAUCAGGAGAAUUUUGUGGUAGAAAGUGUACCUUUUAAGAUUUAGUGAUAAACAGUAAAAGCUUGACGAUCUUCUAAAAUGUUUUCAAAGAAAAAGGAUCCCAAAGGUAAGUAUAACUAUUGUUGAAGCCGCAAACUAACUGGUGUUUAGGGUCCUCUUUAUAAUAUAAGCUUAAUAAUCUUUGCAAAAAUAUAUCUUGGGUAGGCAAACUAAGUUUUCUUGUUGUUUUAAAUUAUUAGUAUAGUUGGUUGGCCAACUUUCUUCAGCUGUACAGAUUGAUUGUGUCACGAGUUAGAAUGCGAAUAACUCUACGAGGGAAAAACAGACCGAAUGUAUGUAGAAAUUAGGAGAAUUGUGUGAAACAGUGCAAAGCUGUAUUAAAACACCACAAAUGUAAGCAAAAAGAGCCUUGAUAUGUCUUCAUUGGUGCUAAUUGCACUAUUUUGUUGUGUUAGUUUAAUAAUGGGUUCAUCAAUGGGCUAGAUUGCAGAAUAGCCGGCCCACUAAAUCUUCUAUAAGCACACUAGUUACUUGAUGCCGGUUACCGGUCAUCUCACCCCUAAGUCAUUUCGCCCCAGUUACUUAGCCCCCCUACUAUAGAACGAGAAAUAUUAUAUUUGAAGCAUGCUUGUUUUGGUUUAUGGCUUAAACAACAAGGAAUAUUACAUUUGAAGCGUGCUUGUUUUGCUUUAUGGCUUAUAGAAUGAGGAGUAUCACAUUUGAAGUGCGGUAAAUGACUCAAAAAAACCGGGGCAAAAUGACCAGUUACCCUUAAUACUGACUCCGGGAGUGCGGGAUUAGUCUGCAGGAGCAUAAGUUGUAUACCCUCCUAGUAUACACUUUUCAGUGAUUACAGGAGUAUAGGACUGCAGAAGUACUCAUUUAACUCAUUUAGAUUUUUAGUAUUCGUCGACUUUCGGAGUGUGGGACUGCGGACCCAGCAUAAAAGAACAUGACUGAAGGACUGCGUGUCAGAGCAGUUUUUCAAAUAAGAUAUAUAGUGGGCGGGUAUUCUGCAAUUAUUGCUCUCAUCAAUGCUUUUUAUGACUUUUCAUGCAAAAAAGCUGAACUAGAACUUGUGGUAUGAUGUGAAGAAUAGCUCACUGAAAAAAAAAAGAUUUAACUGAAAGAUCACUUAAAAUCACUCACAGUAGAGGAAUAGCAAAAUUGGCUUGAAAAAUGAUUACCUCAUAAUGCGAUUGCCUCCAAAAUAAGGAGAAAUGUAGUUUAAGACCCACCAUAAUAUUGUUUUCUAGGUCGUAAACUUGAUUUGCAAUCUGGGAUUUAAAAUAUUUACUAAGAUUUCAUGCAAAGUACAGUAUUCAAAAUGACAAAGUAUGUCUCCAAAUCAUACAUUGCAGACUAUUUUUAAGAGGGAGGAAUAGGGACCAAGAUAACCUUUCAGUAGACAGAAACAAAGGACAGUUAUCACACGAACUCAUGAACACCUCCUUAUUAUGGACAGUUCUUCAAACUUCAUACAAUACCUGCCCCCAAAAAGACUGUUUUGCCACCUAGAUUUCUUUUGUAAAGUUGACGCUACCUUUGGUAAUAAUCAAAGCAAUUUUUAGAGUACACCUGCAAUGCGCUCUACAUCUCCAGAUAACUUUAUGACAUAUAAUAAUGCAGUCAGUUAAUACUGACAGCAUACAUGUACUACAGUCUCAGACAAAAAUAGUUGGGACACUCAGACCAAACGCUGUUUUUUCCUUCUUGUGCUCCUUCUGCCCAUCGCAAAGUUGUUUAUCGCAGUUUAGUCACCAAACCUUGUACACCAACAUUGAGGGGACAUGGAGACACAAAAGUGUCCCAACAAUUUUGACUGAGACCGUAGCUUAUGCAUUACGAACAAACCAGCAAAAAACUGUUUCUUUCCAUGUAGGCUACUGUUAGCCAUCUGUUGUUGGCUGAUUGUUGAACUUUUUGAGAUUUAAUGUUAUAUAGCUGUAUUGAUUAAUUUUUAACAUCAAGAUCAAUUUUAAUAUUUUAUCAGAACAAAUGCGACAACAGAAAAGGGAGCUGAAUAAAACACAAAGGCAGUUAACAAGAGAUCAGAAUGCUCUUGAAAGACAAGAAAAACAGUUGGUGAGGAUAAUUGGAAUAGGGUGUUGAAAUUACUAGACUCUACAACACCAUUGAUAUGCAUAUCAUAUUAUCCAGGAUUUUUUUGUAAUUCUGUACCAAUGGAAUAGCCACACGUGGAAUGUGGAGUAGCCCUAAUGUCUCAUACAAAUAACUUUCAUUUUUACUCAAAAGAGUGAUAUGGUGGCCCAGAGAUGCCAACCUCUGGAGAUCUAAAAUCAGGAGACUCUCUAUUUUGCAUUACACCCCCCCCACCAAAUGUCAACAUCCCCCACCCCCCUUGCCCACAAAAUGACCCAGCCGCUAUGGCUAAGGACAUUAUUAUGAAGUCUUACAUGAAGUACUUGACAAAAUAAUCUUUGUCAGAGAUUAAAAUUAAUGUGGGCAAAAAUGUCCUAGAAAUCGUACAAUGAAUAAAAAAAGUUUGAAUUGUGAAAAAAAAAUGAGCUAAAUUUCAAACUUAAGCACAGGAAAGCUCAAAAGUCCAAUUUAUGCAGGAGAUUUGGUGACCCAAACGGGAGAGCUGGAGAUCUGUGCCUUGUCCGGUAGAGUUGGCAUUAUAUGUUUGGUCAUUGUUUAUAUUUCCACUGGUCAGUGCAGCACUUAUUAAUCUAGGGUCACAAGGUGGCAGUGAUCUAGCAGCACCAUUUUGCAAGGCACCCUGGAUUUUAGAAGUCAUAACACUGGGCUCCCUUCUUCCCCUUUGCUCAUAAAUACAGGCUUGUAAAUACUUGUUAUAAUAAUUAUUAUUAUAGGAGACAAAGGAAUUUGAGAAUCGACCUAGUUUAAAAAAAAGUUAACUUUAAUUUAAUUUGGCCUGUACCAUGUACACCCUAGAUCCUCAAAAAUAAUAAUGAAAAGUAUAAUGGUGGAAAUGCUUACUUUUCUCCUUAACCGUUAACCAUUUUGGUUUUCACAAUUAUUGUUCCAGGAAGCUGAAAUAAAGAAAAUGGCCAAAUUAGGAAACAAACAGGUUUGUAAAAUCUUGCACACUAGGGAAUUAACUUGGUAUAAACAUACACGAAAUUAUUCCUGUCUGACUCAUUAUUUCUGUAAGUCACUUUAACUUGGUUGAAAAAAAAAAACAUCCUUACUCUGCCUCUUUUAAAAACUACAUGAUACCCCUAGAAAUUCCUACUUUGUUAGGUAAUGUAGUGAUAGUUUUUGAGUAUAUGCUCUGGUAGUUGGAGUUGUCUUGAAACUACAAUUCAAACCACAAGAAUAGUCUUGACAUUCCCUCCUGUAGACUUAAAAAAUAAUGAUGAUGAUGAUAAUUGUGGGCAACAAGAGGAGCCCGCGAUCCUAAUCUCCAGGUUGUUAUCAUGCAUGCGUCGCAUGCAUGUAGCCAGCAUUCAUAAUUUUUAGACUUCCACUAAGAAUGUAUGGAAUGCACAUAGCGUGUUAUUACUAGCAAAAUAAAUAAUAAUACUAACUAAUAAUAUUGAAUGAUAAUUUAUAAUAAUAAUUAAUAUUAUUCAUUCAUUUUUAUUCAAAAUAUUUCACGGUAUCUGUUUGACUCUAUCCCCCUGGCUAAUUCUUCAUAACCAACUGGCAUGUACCGUAUUUGGAAGAUGUGAGCAAUAUACCAUCGAUUUGACCGUAUACGAUCGGUCAACUGCAUUUCCAGGCACCGCACCCUAGCCAUUUAUUCCUGAAUGAACUUAAAAAGAAAAUGGCUUUCAUGGCUAUCUGAAGACAAAAUCUAUAAGCUGAAGUUUUAACUAACUGAACAGAAGAAAUGGAAGAAUACGCAAAAUAUAUCUCUCGAAGGAUGUUAUUUACUUCUUAAAGGAUUAUCUGUAGGCUAUUGUACAUUAUGCUUUUGCUUCCCCACUAAAAUGCUCCACCUUAAUGCUCCAUUUUUCCCACUAAAAUGCUCGGUCUCCCCAAAAAAGUCACUAAAAUGCUCGGAUAAUGCUCAUUAUACAAACGGUUUUUAAAAUUAAUUUCAAAGUUUACACUUACAAAAACGUGCAAGUGUUGCAAGUAACAACGACAACGUGUACAAGUCAAUAAAUACAGCCAAAAAAAGCCAGCUGUAUUAGGUUUUUUGUGAAUUUUGAGUUUUAGUCUUCAUUUUCUUUAAAAACACAGGAGCUCGUGGGGCAUGGGCUCCUGAAAAAAGUUAAUUUCUAUUUUAUUUUCUCGGAAAAAUUAAUUUUCCGGGGAAAAUGCCACUAAAAUGCUCGAAUAAUGCUCAAUGCUUUUGCCUCACUAAAAUGCUUGAAAAAAUGCUAGCAUAAUGUACAAAAGCCUAAUUAUCUGCAAGAAAAAACAUCUGUUUAUAUCCUGAAACCAUGCCAAGAAAUAGGCCAAAGUUUUAAUAAAGAAAGUCUAUGACAAGGUAAGCUUGUUAAGAACUUAGAAAUAUUUUGAAUGAAUUAUGAAUUUGGCAGGGAUAACAUCCUCCUCAAUUUGCAUAAUACUUCACAUCCUGUGCAGCUUCAUUUUUUUUUAAACCCCUUGUCACGUGAGUACUCAAGUGUAUCCGUUGAUGAAAACCGUCUUGCAUUUUAACCCUACUUGGCUCUUUCCCUCUCCUUAGGCUGCAACAACACUGGCUAAGCAGCUGAUAAAUUUACGAAAGCAAAAAACCAAGAACAUGGCGGUCAGCUCACGAGUUAUGGCUAUUGGACAUCAGACACAAACCAUGCACUCGACAGCAAAAAUGGCUGGAGCUAUGUCAACUGCAAGCAAGGUCAAAUUCAAAAUAUUUUGUUUUUAAUGGAAAAAUUCCUGUGUUUUUUUUUUCCAUCCAAAAUUCAUGUGCUUAUUGGUUAAUUAGAGGUCAUGUGAAAUCUAAUGAUAAAAAUGUUUCUCACCAAAACAUUUUCUGAGUGGGUAACAUUGCAACAUGUAUCACUAUGACAUCUAGUGAUUACAGAUGGUGCAAUGUUUAGCACUCAAAAUAAGUCAUGUCUGAUGGCCUAGGUCUAGUAGAUUUUGUGGUUAGACCAGUGUGGAUUCUAUCCCUCACUAAGCAAGUGAAGAUUUAGUCGUGAGGGUAUAGUCUGACUAACGAAUUAUUAGAUUUAUCGAUGGUGUGGUAGAAUCAUGGUAUAGUACGUCCUAAUUACAACUUGCCUAAAAGGCAAACUGGAAAAUUAUUGAUUUCAUAUAAUGUCUGCAAGAAGGUGGUAAAAAAUAAGUGGUAUAGAAAAGACUGCUUCCCCUCUUGCAUAGGGCUAAUAAUGGGUAAGGCUAUUAUUAGUUCACUUUUGACAAAGAUGUUGUUUUAGUGAUUUUUGGUAGCAUGUGUAGCAGGAGCUCAAAAGAGAGUUGGGUAAAGGGGGAAUAGGCCUUGGUCCUUGGCCUUUGUUUAUAUUGUGUUCAACUUUCGGUAUACACGAAAACAGUUUGCUUUUGAAAAAUUUUGUUAGCACGAGCUGAAAGAGCAUAUUAAAAUUAGGUAACCUGCAAAUCUUAAGCGUUAUAUCUCAAAAGUAGUGAUUGCAAUGGCCACCAAAAAUUAGAAGGAUUUUUAUGAGAAAAACAACUCUUGCCACCCAAUCACACUUGAGUGGUUUUCUAUGCAACUCCCUGUAAAUUCUGAAAUUUUUAAACUGUCGUUAAAUCUUUCCCUUAUGCAUUUUUAAAUGCGUGAUUUGAGCCCCAUGAUGUGUAGGAAAUAUUUCAGGACAAUUUGAAAAUUUCGAAAUUAACAAGAAUUUGUUUGGAAAACCAUUCAAGCAUGACUGGGCGGCAAAAGUUAGUUUCUCAUACAAAUCAUUCUAAUUUCUGGCAGCCGUUGCAAUUGCCACUUUUGGGAUUUAUGGCUGAUAAAUGCUUUUUCAGUUUCUGCUACCAAAAUUUUUCAAAAGCUAACUGUUUUCGUGAUCAACUAAUUUUUUCUCCAAUUUUUCUGCCUGUCAAUGCAGGCUAUGAUUGUAAGCCCCCAGCAUGCAAAGCUGCCUAAUGCAGCCAUUCCAAAAGUCAACAAAAGUUAACAACUUGAUGUUUUCCUACACCUAGACAAUGGGAAGUGUAAAUGCUCAGAUGAAUCCAGCACAAUUACAGAAUACUUUGAAAAACUUUGAAAUGGAAUCAACAAAAAUGGACAUGAAAGAAGAGAUGAGUGAGUUUAUCUUUACUCUAGUUUGUACUUUUACUUUUUAGGACUAUGAUUGGUUUUGUUAUAAGCUGCUGCUGAAGCAACAUAUUUUUUAUCUUGAUUCAUGACCCCUUUGUUCUUAUAUUUGGAAGAUUCUCGCUAAGUGUAGAAUCCUUUUAGCACUUAAUUUUUAGCCAAGUCUCAAAUUAUUUGUCUCCAAAUUUUUACAAAAUAAAUUGCCUGUAAAAUUAAGUAACAGAGAAAGCAUCCUAGCGUUUUUUCAAAAUCAAAUUAAUUAGUAAACAGUUAUGAACGUUGUGUAAUACAUUCUCUUGCAGUUAAUGAAACAUUAGAUUCAAUACUAGACGAGUCUGGAGACGAGGAGGAGCAGGAAGCCAUUGUCAAUCAAGUUCUAGAUGAGAUUGGCAUCGAAGUAUCUGGAAGGGUAAGUGUGGAGCAGGGAAGCAUUGUAAAAUGUGUGAAAUUCCAUACUGAUGAUGCGUCAGUACCCAGAACGUGGUAGUGCUUCUGUUUGGCCGUGCCGUGGGGUUCAACCAAUCAAGGCCACUACCCAGAUCUGGGUAGCGACACGUCAUCAGUAUGGAAUUUCUACGCUCGUUUCCCAGAUGUCAUUUCGCCGGGAAACCAGAGAUGGCUUCAGAAAUGUCAGCUGUUUUUCACAUGCUACGUAAGUGGGUACCAAAGACAUACUGCGGGGGGUAAUCCCGCGAUAGAUUAACAUCCCAUCCAGGGGGGAGUUGCAAUUUCCCAAUUCCCCCCUGGCUCAUUUUCAUGCUAUAAAUUCAGUUUCAGACUGGUACUAAUGUCUCUGUAUCCUAACCCUGAUAACUGUCUAGUUAGCUUAAAUCGACUGGUUCAUUUUACAUGUGCCGUUGUAAAUAUUAACAAAAACAUUGGACAACGGAGGAGGCGCAGAAAAAGUAAUGCCUAUCCACAAACCAUUGUUUGCGUUCUUCCGCCUUUUAUGUUUACAAAUGAGCGGUACUUAGAACAACGAUUUUGUCAAAUGGAAAAAGACAUUUCGGCCCCACCGACCGAGAUAACCAGAACGGUCAAAGUGGACCACCUUCAAAGCUGGUCCCGAAUAUUCCGGUCGGACCAAACCGAAAUGGACGGUUCCAUUUGAUGUACCAACCGAAUUUUCCGGAAUUUUAGGUUGAAUAGAAAGCGCCCGUAGAACCUGUUUUUAAGGGUACGCUCCACAAUGAGCCUCAUCCUUCGCCUCGCCCCAAGUAAGGGGAAUACCGGAAUACAGCUCAAAGAAUCCGAAAUCCCAGUAGUGAUUGGAAUCCAGAAUCCAAGUUCCACUGAUCCAGCAGCUGGAAUCCAGAAUCCAAGAUUGUCUUGGAUUCCCCGUUCAUUGGGCGAUUCACCCAGCAUUUGAAUGAAUAUCUCAUUAUUUCUCUUUUACUUUAGAUGGCAGAAGCACCUUCCGCUCAUGCAGGAAAGUUACCAACUGGACAGCGAGCAACUGCCGCCAAAGGAUCUGAUGCAGAUAUUGAAGAGAUGCUGGCCAAACUAAAAGCAUGAAAAUGAAAAUGUAACCAGCGUAAUUUAAUUUUUGUUUUUAGAGCAUUCCCUUUUUUUCUCAGUUUAGCGUCGUCCGACCGACCCAAAUAUUUGGCAUUUUCGAAAAAUGUAUAUAAAUACAGUAAAAAGGAAUGACGUAGUUGAACCUGUCUGACUUUUUGUGACCAUGCCUUGUUGUUUCCAGGUUCCACAGCAAUGAUGCUGGUUUUUCAGGCCUCCUAUUCUCAGACUUGUUGUCAGUAUUGGCCGUAUUCACACUAGAGACGGAUUGUCUGAGACGGGUUUUCCGUUGGAUAAUUCGCUUCAUGCAGAAAGAUAAUACGUCUUAAUUAGAAAAUGUAACGGUCUUAAUUUGAUGGACAAUCCGCCUGACUUGGUCCAUCUGUUUUCCGUCAAUUUUGAAGAUGGAUUAUCCGUCUCUAGUGUGAAAACAUUUUUUCAUUCGACCGACCGACCCAUCCCCAAAAUCAGAAGGAAACGCAGUCGACGCUAAACAAAAAAAGGGAUGGCCUUAAUAACAUAUUGAAAUAUAGCACAGAAGAUAAUGUUUACUUAAUCAAUAUAUUACUUAAUCACUUUCGUCGCAACAUUUUUGGUUGAAUAAAAUGCCCACAACUUAUUUUGUCAGAAUAAUAAAAAAAACAUUUUCCAUACGUUUUUUUCAAAGGUUUUGCUAAAAUUAAAACUUCAAAAGCAUUUUGACAAAGUCAAGGACAACGAAGAAGUUUUCAAAAUUCAAUAGAUAAAAUAUUUAGUAACAUUAAGGAAAAAAUUGUCAGUUUUCGUUGGCUAAGAAAGGAAGCAACAAGAAAUAAAACGGAUGAUAGUUCGUCUUUUUCGUUUUCUUACAUGAUUGUGUUUUCAAUGAAUUUGGGAUGAAUAAGCAGAAAUCAAAGUCACAGAAAAAAUAUUUUAUCGAUUAGCAUUAUUCCGUAGGAAUUUUUACUUGGUUUCAAGGUUAAAAACAAUAAAACUAAAUUUCAGGAGGCCAGUGCACGCUGCAAAUGUUAUUUCCUUGCAUGUCUAAGCUAAAUGGAAAAUGUACUCCGUGACCGGAUGUGUAUGUAUUGUUCUGGAUGUCAGUUUAUUUUUACCUUCUGGACCACAAAGGACAAUGAGAUACAACUUCCUAAGUGCGCGGCGUGGAUGCACUUACGUAGGCGUAGAAUGGUCGUAGAGUAGGUGUUACCUCAACAGAUAAUUUACCGAUCUCCAUGGAUGAAGUUUACAUUUUUCACAAAUAUUUCAGGACUUUUUCACGGCACGAGAUCCAAGUUCCUUUCUAAAAAGGCAGUCUGUAAUGCACUUGCGGGGCGUUAGUACUGUGCUCUGUAGCGAGAGAGGCAGUCAACCGAAAUCACCCAUUGCGUGGGCGAUAAGCUAAAAUGGACCUGUGGUUUUACUACAUAACUGAAAGAAUGUUCUAGAGCUCGUGCUGUAUCAUAAAGGGUCCGUUGGAGUCCAUAUUGAUCGAGGCCAGUACAUACUUUACGUUGAAAAAACAUAACAACACAAGCUAAAAACACCUGGCAAAUUCACAGCUGUGAAUUUGCUAGGUGUUUUUAGAUCAUCAGCAGUUAUAACACGUACUUGGUAAACAAAGUCGCCCGCAGUUUUAUAUCAUGCGGCGCGCUCUACCAUUUCUAAAGGUCUUAAAGAGAAAUCAGAAGACCUGAGGCUACUUUCAAAGUAGACAGACUGCAAAUGAUAGUAGUUGCUAAAAAUAUAUCUACGUGUCCCAACUGCCGUUUACUACUUAAAAUAUGCACUUUAACUGAGCAAGUAGUUACAAGUCAGGUUCAUCCAUAAGAAUUUAUUUUGCACGGUUUAGGAGCCCUAGGGGACACUCCCUCAUUUGGCCGCUGAACAAGGUAUAGUUUUCAACAGGGAGUAUUUUUAGACUGGAAGACUUUGAAAGAGUUUGAAGGCUGUAAAUGAGCGGUCUACUGAUUUCAGGGUCAUAUUAAAAAAUAAGGUUUCUACAGGCGAAUCUUUGCUGACGUCAUUGUUUACAUUUCUGCUCAUAACUCAUAGAAGCCGUGGUCGUAUAUAUGAACUAAAUGCAAAAGUUGAAAGAGCUGAUUAAGUUGAGCAAUUUGUGUAAU
Porites lobata is the source of this 9837-nucleotide messenger RNA. The record is from the annotation of a GenBank genome assembly. NCBI's taxonomy places the organism in Eukaryota, Metazoa, Cnidaria, Anthozoa, Scleractinia, Poritidae.